AUUAACACCAUGCUCCUGGGGAUCCUCGUGGUGCUCUUCUUCAUCCCCACUGCUGAUGUAACAGAAAACAAGAUUUUAGUGGCUCAGCAUCCUUUGCUCAUUGUAGCUAACCAAUCUGCAACUCUAGUUUGCAACUACACAUACAAUGGGACAGGGAAGGAAUUUCGAGCUUCGCUACACAAAGGAACAGACAGUUCAGUUGAAGUUUGCUUUAUUUCAUGGAACACAACCAAAAUUAGCAGCAAUUCAAAUACAGGAUUCAACUGCCAGGGGGAUCAUGAUAAAGACAAAGUCAUCUUCAAUCUUUGGAACAUGAAUGCCAACCAAACUGACAUCUACUUCUGCAAAAUUGAGGUCAUGUAUCCACCCCCAUACGUCUACAAUGAGAAGAGCAACGGGACUGUCAUUCAUGUAAAAGAGACACUCACUCAAAUACAAGAGCCUCAGUCUGCAAUUCCUUUGUGGAUUCUGGCAACAGUGACUGGAAUUCUUGCACUCUACAGUAUGCUAAUAACUGCAGUUUUUAUUAACUAUUGGCAGAAAUCUAAAAAGCAUAUGUACCAUCAGAGCGACUACAUGAACAUGACUCCCCGGCACCCACCGUACCAGAAGAACAAGAACAAGGGUUACCCAUCCUAUGCACCAACACGAGACUACACCGCCUAUCGGUCCUGGCAGCCCUGA
This is a messenger RNA of Vidua chalybeata, 684 nucleotides long. RefSeq names its product CD28 molecule (gene CD28). The transcript has 4 exons. The record is from RefSeq and is a predicted model, not a curated record. Gene Ontology annotation, biological process: T cell costimulation; T cell receptor signaling pathway; positive regulation of T cell proliferation. Gene Ontology annotation, cellular component: external side of plasma membrane; membrane. Bases 10 to 684 code for a protein of 224 amino acids. NCBI's taxonomy places the organism in Eukaryota, Metazoa, Chordata, Aves, Passeriformes, Viduidae.